AUAACAAUGCAGUCUUGUGUUCGUAGUGGGCUUUGAAGAUUACCCGCAGCCGUCGCCCCUCGUUCGCACGAGGUCGGCAACCUUCAUCGCCCUGUGGUUCCCAAACUAGUCCAAACUCAAGGAGCUGGUCAUCCAGGGCGAUCACCUGUCUGCAUUCCCUGCUGACACUGACCAUCAGCUUGCCACCAUCCGCGGCGGCCUGGACCGGCUGCCGCAGCUGGUGAAGCUCACACUGCCCAGCUGGGGCCUACUGGGGGCGCUGGGAGGGGUGAAGCAGCGCAGGGACGCAUACGCAUACGACAGCUGCGGCUGCAGCUGGGGGGAGGCGGCUGCUGGCAGCAGCGACAUGGGCGGCAGCAGCGGCUGCUGCAAUGGAGCCGGCGGCGUCAUGUCGUCGGGGGGCUGCAGGGGCUGGAGGCUAGCUGUGGCGAACACGAGCCAGUAACGGACGCAAUGCCGGCGGGCGUGGCCUCGCUCUGCGGCCUCCGUGUUUUCCGGCUCAACGACACUCUAUUUGCCUCUACGGCCAAUCGUUCGACUCGGCCAGCAGCCUGGUGCGCCGGUUUGCCCGCGCGCCGCCCACCGCGCGACCUCCUUGCUGCAAUUACUGGAUGGCAGCACGCACCGAAGUGACGUUCGAGGCGAGCCAGCUGAAGGAGGUCGCGUUCAUAGCGCGCACACCUAAUUCCACCAGCAGCGGCGACGUGUGCGGCGGGGUGAGGGAGGGAGCUGCUGCUGCCGCACUUGCGCGCCAAGCACGCGACGUCGCGCCGGCUGUUCAUACGGAGGUUCGGUUUACGGUUGAGUAAGGGCUUCAGCAUGCAGCCGCGGGGCAAGGACGAGCUGGCGGCAGUUAGGGCGCUGGUGGUUCGCUGCCGGGCGGUGGAGAUCGGGCAGGCAGCAAUCACCGAAAGGACGCGCCUGCCUGCAGCAGUGCUCCCGGCGGCGGAGCUCCUCGACACCCCGCAGACACUGCAGCUGCUGGCAGUUGGCAAUACUGCCUUCGUCAUAACUUCUGACCCGGAGUCCCGCGCGUGCCGCCGCUGUUACGUGCGGCGGUGCCAGGGGCAGCGGGCACUGCACGGCCCCGGCGGAGAGGGCUUUCACACGUGAGCGUGGGAGUUCAGGACACGCACCACAGCCAUGCAUGGCUGCAGGCUGCGCUGCCUUCCCCCCAGGCGGUGAUGGCGUGCGCGGCGCAGCGGCUGCUGUUGCGGCCGCUGCGGGUACCGGCGCCCGUAUGACGGUGAGCCCGCAUGGCCACCUUGCCACAGUUCGGCUGCUGGCGCUGCGCGGUCGUCUGCAGGUAGAUCGCCUGGUGGCACAGGUUCACAUGGACGUGAUUGGUGGCUGGGUCCAGGGGCGGAUGGCGCCGGCAGUGCGACAGAGUGUGACAACGGCCUGGCCCAGGCCCCGGAGCUUGUGGACGGCUGGGUCAAGUGGCUUGCCAAGGCGGCAGCGGAGCCGGCAAAGAGGCGGCACGGCCAGUAUCAGGUGGUGCCCACGGCGCUGGGCGGUCCGGUGCUGCUGCUGCAGGCGGACGGCGAGGCCGGCGCCGCAGCGGCACUGCAGGCCGCGGUGCGGUCCGUGGAGCCAGAGGUGCAGCUGGACGCGGCGUGGGUGGCGGUGGAGCGGUACCCGGGCUGCCCAGACUACUCAGGCUGUUCAACCUGUUGGUGCCCAUCCGGUGGUGCAUUCAGCAGGAGCUGGACGAGGCAUGGGCUCCGCACAGUGGCGGAAGCGUGGGCGCAGGCGCCGCCCGCAUUGGAGCGGCGGGUCCAGCCGCCGCUGGCCAUGCUGCCGCUGUGGUGUCGCCGUACAUCGCUUUUGGAGCAGGCGCAGUGGCAGCAGCAGCUGGGCGGGGUGCUGCCGUUAGAUUUGCCACGGUGGAAGGUUUACUGCAUCUGGGCUUGGAAGGAGGUGCCCAUUGGGCGCCAAAUGGGAACGGCACCGGAAGGCGAGGGCGUGUCACUGCCCCCAGCGCCGCCAGCACAUUGGCAUCCUUCAGGUACCCACAGGGAGUAGAUAUCUAGAAGCACAUGUCCGUCUGCAAACUCCUGGCGGUGGGUCGACACGCGCAAUGACCAAGCAAUAGGGCCUGAGCCAGAGCCUGGGAAGUUUGGGCUUCCUGGCUGCCAGGAAUGAGUUAUGGCGUUACCUUGGUGCUAUGACGCCAGGUCUUCGGUCACAUGGUGCGGGUGUUGUCGGGUGUAAGCCUUGCUGUGUCAUGCUUUGCAUGCAUCACACUGCGGACAGUGCUUUGUAGGGUUUGCAUGUCGGGGAGCGGCAAGAAACGGGCCCAAAUGCAGACCCUCGGGCGAGAAAGGUUGGGCAUUGGGGGGGGUUGGGGGCUGGAGUCUCCAAAUGCCGGCUUUCUGCGUACUGUAGUAAUGACGGGGCGCUGGUCGGGUGGUGGCUGAGCAACUCGCUGCGGACUUUUCCUAUGUACCAAUGUAGGGGGCCAGUUGGCCAUGUAGCAGGAUGUAGCUGGGGCGAAUGGACGUGCAGCACACCGACUGGCGGGGGGCUAGUUGACGUCGGGCCUGCCUGACAGGACGGCCGGUCGCUGAAUAAACGCUGAACAACGGCCUGAACCUGAGGUGUGCACCGCCGCUUUAGGAGCCUAUGAACAACCUGACCCGACCCGAUGCAGGCAAUGGGCCACGGGCAAUGCACAGGAAGUG
Chlamydomonas reinhardtii is the source of this 2684-nucleotide messenger RNA. RefSeq lists its product as uncharacterized. The transcript has 3 exons. The coding region runs from base 820 to 1113 and encodes 97 amino acids. The record is from RefSeq and is a predicted model, not a curated record. Lineage: Eukaryota; Viridiplantae; Chlorophyta; Chlorophyceae; Chlamydomonadales; Chlamydomonadaceae.